AUGGCUUCCACGCCGAUGGACUUGGACCGCGACGCCGCCUCGACAAACGGCAACUCAUUAAACAUCACGCGAAACACGCCCAGUAGUACAUCUCGCGUCAGCGACGUCAUCUUAAGCUUCCGGCCGACAAAGCUGUUCCGCAGAGAAGACAUCAAAGAUGGCCGUUCCACUCCUCACAUCUUAUCCCUUGACUUUGACGACCCUGGCGAGCUUCUCAUGACCUCGGAAAGCGACGAAACGAUCCAGAUCUACAAUGUUCGAGAGGGCAGGCACGAGAAGAGCCUGUUGAGCAAGAAAUAUGGCGUCAAGCUAGCCAAGUUCACCCAUACAACGUCCAGCAUCAUCUACGCCAGUACUAAGCAGAAUGACCAGAUCCGAUACCUCGCGACCCACGACAACUCCUUCAUCCGUUACUUCGAGGGCCAUGAGAAAGCCGUGACGUGCCUAGCAGUACACCCUGGCACGGACAACUUCAUUUCCUGCGCCAAGGACGACACAGUCCGCCUCUGGGAUAUCAAGUCAAAGCAGUGGUGUGGUCAGCUCUUUCUCAACCAACCUACUCUGGCCGCCUAUGACCCCUCGGGCAAUGUCUUUGGCGUGGCUUCGCCAGCCAGUGGCUCGGUCCUCCUAUAUGACUGCCGUAACUUUGACAAGGCGCCCUUUGGAGUUUUUGAUGUCGUCGAUGCUGUCCGCUCUGUCGACAAGGACUUCUCCAUGAAAGGCUGGACGAAACUUGAGUUUUCGAACGACGGAAAACACAUCCUUCUAGGAACAAGAGGUAACGGGCACUUCUUGCUAGAUGCAUUUGAUGGUCACCUAAAAGCAUAUCUGCGCAAGCCCGAGGGAGGAACGAGGCGACGGGCAGCGGGAGAGUCGGCCGAAGGCUUUGGCGCAGACGAAGGAUCUAGCCCGGAAAGCAGCGGGGACUGCUCAUUCACAGUGGACGGCCGGUACGUGCUCAGCGGGUCGAAGAAGGAUGUCUUGGUAUGGGACACGCAGGGUACGCCGUCCGAUGAGCAGGUUCUAGAUCCUUUAACAGUUCUGGAGGACAAGCGCGAGGCGGCCGUGCUUGCUUGGAAUCCCCGGUACAACUUCUUCGCCACAGCAGACCAGGAGGUUUUGUUCUGGGUGCCGGACCCCCAUGCUUGA
Verticillium dahliae VdLs.17 is the source of this 1149-nucleotide messenger RNA. RefSeq names its product WD repeat-containing protein. Lineage: Eukaryota; Fungi; Ascomycota; Sordariomycetes; Glomerellales; Plectosphaerellaceae. The coding region runs from base 1 to 1149 and encodes 382 amino acids. Gene Ontology annotation, molecular function: chromatin binding; protein binding. The record is from RefSeq and is a predicted model, not a curated record. Gene Ontology annotation, cellular component: Set1C/COMPASS complex. The transcript is spliced from 3 exons.